Otolemur garnettii (small-eared galago) is the source of this 1947-nucleotide messenger RNA. RefSeq names its product ankyrin repeat family A member 2 (gene ANKRA2). The coding region runs from base 571 to 1512 and encodes 313 amino acids. The transcript has 9 exons. The record is from RefSeq and is a predicted model, not a curated record. Gene Ontology annotation, cellular component: nucleus. NCBI's taxonomy places the organism in Eukaryota, Metazoa, Chordata, Mammalia, Primates, Galagidae. Gene Ontology annotation, biological process: regulation of gene expression. Gene Ontology annotation, molecular function: protein binding.
ACCCAGACAGCGGUCCACUUGGGUGAUCCUGUGUCUGUAGUACUCGGCCCGGAUGGACCAAGAGGCGUAAAGGCGGGGAAAAUAAAUAAUAAAUAAAUAAGAAAAAAAACCCGGAAAUGCCCUCAGCUGCGCUGAUGAGGAACGCUUUUCGGCCAGAAAGCGAAAGAAGAUAUCGGAAGUGACGUCGCGGCCCAAACAAGCCUGGGCUUGGGAGCCUUCCCUGAAUCUGUGGCCACAGAUGAGAAAACCCGACUCACUUUCUCCUGUCGAAGGUGGUCGCAGAGUCCUGCGAUCCCACCUGGUGGGCCUCUCGCAGCCGUCCCCGGGAUCCGCCCGCCGCGGAUGAGCGAGUUUCCGCCGGGGAAUUUUCGGGCACAGCUGCCGUUGGCGACAGAGCGGACUUCCUUCCCUACCAGUCUCCCAUCCAGAGGGCUCCUGUCCUGGAACGCCGGGACACCUGUCGCCUAUUUUUUAAUAUUCAAAUUCCAAGAAUACAUUGGAAACCACUCAUAUAAAGCCAAGAGGAAAUAAUGAAGAAAUGUUUUAAUUAUUGAAACUAUAAGUAAAGUCAUGGCUACAUCCACAAAUCUGGACAUUGGCGCCCAGCUGAUUGUAGAAGAAUGUCCCAGCAGUUAUAGUCUAACUGGCAUGCCAGAUAUUAAAAUUGAACAUCCACUGGACCCGAAUUCAGAAGAAGGAUCAGCUCAGGGUGUUGCCAUGGGAAUGAAAUUCAUAUUGCCUAACCGAUUUGAUAUGAAUGUGUGUUCUCGAUUUGUGAAGUCAUUGAAUGAAGAGGAUAGUAAAAAUAUUCAAGAUCAAGUUAACUCUGACCUGGAGGUGGCAUCUGUCCUAUUUAAAGCUGAAUGCAAUAUUCAUACAUCGCCUUCUCCGGGAAUUCAAGUACGGCAUGUCUACACUCCCUCUACAACAAAGCAUUUCUCACCCAUAAAACAGUCAACUACUUUAACCAACAAACACAGAGGAAAUGAGGUUUCUACUACACCUCUAUUAGCUAAUUCUUUGUCUGUUCACCAGUUGGCUGCUCAAGGAGAGAUGCUAUAUCUGGCUACUCGUAUUGAACAAGAAAAUGUUAUCAAUCACACGGAUGAAGAAGGAUUUACUCCUCUGAUGUGGGCUGCAGCACACGGGCAAAUAGCUGUGGUAGAGUUUCUACUUCAGAAUGGUGCUGAUCCCCAGCUUUUAGGGAAAGGUCGGGAAAGUGCACUGUCAUUGGCCUGCAGUAAAGGAUACACAGAUAUCGUCAAAAUGCUGCUCGAUUGUGGAGUUGACGUAAAUGAGUAUGAUUGGAAUGGGGGAACACCUUUGCUUUAUGCGGUACAUGGAAACCAUGUGAAAUGUGUGAAGAUGCUCUUAGAAAAUGGAGCUGACCCAACAACUGAAACCGAUUCUGGGUAUAACUCUAUGGAUUUAGCCGUAGCCCUGGGCUACAGAAGUGUUCAACAGGUUAUUGAAUCACAUUUGUUGAAGCUGCUUCAAAAUAUCAAGGAGUAGAUACAGUCAUCAGAAAAUGUUGUCUCCCCUUUGGUUUACCUUUCGGUCCUUAUAAAUAAUAGUUUACUUAUAAAUUUUUACCUCAGUUGCAAUAUUUACUGAUUUUUAGUAAGUUUUAAUAUUUCUCUGAGUAAUUCACUGGUUUAUAAUAAAUUUAAUGUUAAUACUUUUUUAUAAAUGUGUUUUACUGUAUAUUUAAAAUUAUAAAUUAAUAUUUCAUGGCAUGUACAUUUUUAUGGUACAGAUCGUUAUGUCUUUGUAUCAAGUGCUGUAAUUUGACAUUUUCAGAUCAUUCUGCCCUGUUCAUCUUUAGCCUUAUAUUAACUCAUUUGACUUUAUAUAGGGUUUGAUAUAUGUAAAUUACUAGAAAAAAAUUUGUUAUUCACAGUGUGAUUGUUUACAAAACGAUGUUAUAAAUAAAGUACUUUUCUGUCA